Myxozyma melibiosi is the source of this 1470-nucleotide messenger RNA. Its product is annotated as aspartic peptidase domain-containing protein. Gene Ontology annotation, biological process: proteolysis. The record is from RefSeq and is a predicted model, not a curated record. Bases 1 to 1470 code for a protein of 489 amino acids. Gene Ontology annotation, molecular function: aspartic-type endopeptidase activity. The transcript has a single exon. Lineage: Eukaryota; Fungi; Ascomycota; Lipomycetes; Lipomycetales; Lipomycetaceae.
AUGAAGCUCGCCCUCCUCCUCCUUGCUGCCUCCGCGGCCGCCUCCGCCCUCCCCGUCUCCUCCUCCUCCUCCUCCUCCUCCGCCCUUCCCGUCCUCCACAUGCCCCUGCGCUCCCGCGGUUCCCCCGCCGAGCGUCUGCGCAAACAGCUCCUCCGCCGCCGUGCUCUGCGCGCCCGCGACGACACCGUCCAAAUCUCGCUCGACAACUCGGUCGACCAGGGCACAUACCUCACCACCGUCUCGCUCGGAACGCCGGCUCAAAACAUAACCGUGCUCGUCGACACCGGCUCCUCGGACCUGUGGGUCCAGUCCUCCUCCAGCUCGGACUGCUCGACCGUGUCCAACUACUGCACUACCUACGGCACCUACUCCGAGAGCGACUCGUCGACUGCCUCGGCCCUCUCGGACUCGGACGACGACACAUUCUCAAUCACCUACGCCGACUCGUCCUCCGCCAGCGGCGUCUACCUGACCGACACCAUCACCGUCGGCAGCUCCUCCGUCUCUGACUUUACCUUUGCCGUCGCCUCAAACACAUCCUCCGACCUCGGCGUGCUCGGCAUCGGCUUCACCACCAACGAGGCCGCGGCCGAGACGUACGAGAACCUGCCGGCGCGCCUCGCUUCGGAUGGUGUUAUCCAGAGCAACGCCUACUCGCUCUGGCUCAACAGUCUCGAGUCCGACGAAGGAAAUCUGCUGUUUGGCGGCAUCGACACGGCAAAGUUCUCCGGCGAGCUGCAGACGAUUGACAUCACGGCCUCGCACGGGUCGACGUAUACGUCGUUCCUGGUGACGAUCACCGAUAUCGCGUACAACACCUCCGCGGGCGUGAACUCGACGCUCUCGGAGGACUCGAUCUCGGUCGUGCUCGACUCCGGCACGACCUACGCGGUCCUGCCCAAGACCGUGAUCGAGUCUAUUGUGUCGGCCAUCGGCUCCGGCACGUACGACGACGACUACGGGCUCUACACGAUCGACUGCACGUACCAAGACUCGAGCGACGCCGUCGUGCUGACGUUCAACGACGGCGGCGCCACACUCUCGGUCCCGCUCAGCGAACUCGUCGUGCCGCUCGAGUACAGCUCCGAGGGCUCGACGCUCUGCGCGGUCGGCAUCCAGUCCUACACCGACGACGACUCGACCUCGGAGGGCAUCUCGACCACGACCUACAUCCUCGGCGACGCCUUCUUGCGCGCAGGCUACAUCGUCUACGACCUCACCAAUAAGCAGAUCAGCAUCGCCCAGGCGGUCUUCGACACCACCGAGUCCAGUAUCGUCGCAAUUAACUCCACCGGCCUCUCGACCUCGUCCUCGCUCGCGGGCACGGGCGUCUCGUCCUCGUCCUCAUCGUCGGACUCGUCCUCGUCCUCGUCCUCGUCCUCGUCUGCGGCCGCGAGCAGUAGACUUUCCGGUAGCACUGGUGCGCUCGUCGCCGCGGCGGCUGUCUUUGCAUGCAUGUUAAUUUUGUGA